AUGCUCCGUCGAAACAUUCGAUUACGAAGAGAGUAUCUGUACAGAAAAAGCUUAGAAGGCAAAGAACGUUUACUUUACGAGAAGAAACGCAAAAUCAAAGAAGCCCUAGCUGAGGGAAAACCGAUUCCUACUGAGCUUCGAAACGAUGAAGCUGCUCUUCGUCAAGAAAUUGAUCUUGAAGAUGAAAACACUGCAAUACCGAGAAGUCAUAUUGACGAUGAGUACGCAAAAGCAACUGAAAGAGAUCCGAAAAUUUUAUUGACUACGUCGAGGGAUCCGAGCACUCCUCUUAUUCAGUUUGUUAAGGAAUUGAAGUUUGUGUUUCCGAAUGCAGAACGAAUCAAUCGUGGUGGUCAGGUUAUAUCUGAGAUUAUUGAAAGUUGUCGUGCGCAUGAUUAUACUGAUGUAAUUUUGGUGCAUGAGCAUCGUGGAGUGCCGGAUGGUUUGGUUAUAUGCCAUCUACCGUUUGGUCCAACUGCUUACUUUGAAUUACUCAAUGUGGUUACUAGACAUGACAUUAAGGACAAGAAAGCCAUGGGAACUAUGCCUGAGGCCCACCCACAUUUGAUUCUUAACAAAUUUGAAUCCAAGCUGGGAGAAAGGACAGCAAACAUUCUAAAACAUCUUUUCCCUGUGCCGAAGCCAGAUACUAAACGCAUCAUCACUUUUGCAAAUCAAUCUGACUAUAUCUCCUUCAGGCAUCAUAUUUAUGAAAAGCUUAGAGGCCCCAAGUCUGUUGAGCUCAAAGAGAUUGGUCCACGGUUCGAAAUGCGGCUUUAUAAGAUAAAGUUAGGAACAGUGGAUCAGACUGAAGCGCAAGAUGAAUGGGUGUUAAGACCAUACAUGAACACAACAAAGAAGAAGAAUACACAUGGAAGACCCCUCAGGAGUCCCCUCCUUCCUAUGAGGUACAAGCCAGAAAAGCUUGGUCCUUGUAGACGAACAGCUCGUCAACAGUGUCCCCUUCUGCCACCUGUAUCAACUAUCAACCGAGCUGAACGGUUACCUGUUGGCAUAACUCCAUCAGCAAGUUAUGCUUACAACUUGCUUCGCCUGUGA
Messenger RNA from Dovyalis caffra, 1059 nucleotides. The record is from the annotation of a GenBank genome assembly. NCBI's taxonomy places the organism in Eukaryota, Viridiplantae, Streptophyta, Magnoliopsida, Malpighiales, Salicaceae.